UUGCCGGAGGAAGAUCACGUCUUCAUCUGAUUGACCUUGGUACGUCCUCCAGAUCCAAAGACCCAAGCAAUGUGUCCCUCAGCCUCUCUGCUCUCGGCAACGUCAUCAUGGCCUUGCUUAAUGGUCAGCGGCAUGUGCCCCACAGAGAUAGCAAGAUUGCACAGUUAUUGAGAGACUCACUGGGCAACCUGUCCUGCAGAACCUGCAUGAUCGCUCACGUAUCCUCGGCAGUACCCCACUACAACGAAACUCUACAGGUCAUACAGUUGGCAGCACGAAUUCACAGAAUGAAGCGAAGGAGAACAAAGUUUUCCAGUACAAGUUCAGAAGACAGCUCUACAGAUGGGGAUGUCAAGUUCAGACGUCCCUACCGUGGCUUGAGGAUGGGUACUCUAAGAGAAGAUAUCCUGUACACGUCAUCUCACUCUGAUCCAGACUAUACUUCCAGCAGUGAGCAGUCAUGUGACACAGUUAUUUACAUUGGAGCCAAUGGACAGUCAUUGAGUGACAGGGAACUGACUGACAACGAAGGCCCACCGAGGCAUGUGCCCAGAACUAACCCACGUCUUCCUAGAAGACCUAGUGGUUCAAGAUCUUCAGGAGAUGAUUCCGAUAGUGGUAGGAGCAUGCAUUCUGUCAGAAGUCUAGACUCCAGGUUCUCAGGACAGCCUUUGAUGUCACAUGUUGGUUCUGUAGCACUUCCGAAACUAAGCCACCCAUUGUCAGUACCAGGUUCUCCAAAUCCUGGCCUUGUGAAAAUGGGACACAUUGUGGGUGUUUUUGGGAAAAGUUCAGCUGCAUCAGAUGGUCAGGCAGCUGAGAGUGUUGGAAAUACUAGUUCAGAACAGUGGCAGGAUAAGCCAGCUAAAGUCCAUUCCCAUUCACUGCAGAGUAAAAUGGCCAAAGUAGUUCAUGAAAAGCAACGUCCCUUAGAUGGAGAACUGUGGAUUGAUGGACCUGGGGCAUCUGUUUCUUCUGAAGCCAAAGCAAGUGAGUUGUGGGUGGAUGGACCACAGGCUUUUGUUGUUCACCAACAGCCACAGUCACUUACUUCAUCAUCAUCAUCCUUACGAGAUGGACAUCAGCAACAGCCUCAUCACCACUUAGAGUCAUUCUCAAGAAAUGGGCCAACAAAGAAGGUUGACGCUGAAGAGCAGUGGGUUGAUGGCCCAAAGGAAAUGUUGGUAGGGAGCAGUCAGUCUCAGCCAAUGCACACUUAUAGCAAGGGUGAGCAUUCUAGAUCAUCCAGUCAACCAAGAACAUGUUUGCCAAACAAACUCAGUGAAAAGGCUUUGAAACAAGCUCUAGUCAAACACAUGGAGUCUGUCACUAGACAUGAAAGUGAUGUUUCAAACAAUGACUACUCAUUUCUGCAGGAAACAGAUUCUACUAAUUUUCAGAAUAGUGACAGUCUUGUGGAACGUUCAGGUUCAAAUAGAAAUAAAUCAGAAUGCUCAAAUCUGGUUACUUCUGUGAAACAUGUUGAUGCAGCAUCAAGUCCUAUGAUUUCCACCAAGAAACAAAAGCUAUCAGAAUCCCCUAAAAAGAUGCGCUCAUCCACACAAUCACCACAGUUGUCACCUUCUCCAUCUCCAUCAGUACUGCAAAAGUCACAGAUUCCUUCAAGCUCACCUAGUCCUACACAUCGUGUUGUCCAGUGGAUCAAAUCAGUGUCUUCUGAACAGGAACUUGCUAUAGGCUCAGAGUCUAGGAAGCAGGAUUCUUGUGGGCACCAUCUGUUGCAAGGCUCUGACAGUGUCUUAAUGACAGAUGCUGAGACAAAUACUGAACAUGACUCAGACUUUGAGAGGUUAGCAGAGGAAACCCAAACAAAGACUGAAAGUGAUGAGGAUGCAGAAAUACACUCUCCAAAACAAGCUGCCAUAUGUGAGCAGUUUGAAAUUAGUCAUUUUGACACAGCAACCAUGAAUCGGGAGUCUAUAUAUGAAAUGGAAGUGGAGAAGCAUUUAGAAUUCAUUAAAACAAAAGAUGGUUCUCGAUUGGCUGCAGAGGUUGACAAUGAUACCUUCAGUAGUGUUUCCUGUAGCAACAGAGACCCCGAUGAGCUGGACCGUGAUCAGAGUGAAUUGGAAUCUCUGCUUAUUCAGCAUACAAAGGUCCUAACUGAGUCUAAGCAGACAACCCAACUGGCACGCCAUCUUGCUCGAAAUCACAGUGCUAGAAAUACCUCACCGACUGCUUGUGAAGAUGAUGCCGAAGCUCUGGAGUUAUCAAGACCUUUGCUCAGUCGUAAGCCGGAUGGUGCUUCAAAUCCUAAUCUUCAUCAGAUUUUCAAUGAAGAGGAUUCUAUAAACAAAAUUAAUUUUAACAGCCUUCCAGGGAAGUCUGUGUUUGUCCAUGCCUGCCAUAAUGAUUCUACUACUGCACUUCAUACUACCUCAACAAAACCCUAUGCAACACUUGCUGAUGAUAAAAACAUUUCUCAUGACAUCAGUAUGCAGUCCUCUUAUGGUAGAGAAGAUUUCAGCAAACACCCUCUUCUUAGCAAGUCAUCCAUAACACAGAAACACAAUGAGCUUCCAAAACACUGUACAAACUGUCAGACAUGUACUGACUCCAGUCCAUCUUGCUCAAUUUACUGUGUGGCAAAACCCACACAUGUCAUAAAAGACUCAGUAAGUAACCAGCAGAAACAGUCAGUCAGUGGGAGAAAGUCAUAUGUGCCUUUGUCCAGCCCAACCGUUAGAAACAAACUUGCUAGUUCUGACAAAGCUAGUUGUUCUUCCUCCAGCACCACACACAGUCCACAGUCAUCAACCACUUCAAGUCCUCUCAUAUCAACCACAUCGAAAUCAUCUGCAGCAUCUCCAGUUCAAAAGGCCAGCUUCAAAUCACGAAAUGGAUCAAUCACUAAACUGCCUACCAUCUGCUCCUCCAGGACUUCAUCACCAUCAGCUAAAGACAACAAGUCUAAAAAGAAAGAAAAAGAAAAGGGCAGCAGUGGUCACACAAGUCUACUUUCAGAAAUUUUUCACAAAGGCAAGGGGAAUGAUUCAGACAGUGGUAAUGACAGUGGAAUUGUGGCUCAUGAAAAGAGAUUGCUCUCCCCUUAUGCCACAGUUACAAAGCCGCGAACUCCUAGUCAUUCUAGCAGUGGCCAUGGAAGUGAUAACAGCACAAUCAGUACAGAUGUUCAUCCUGAUAACUCCAGGAACUGUACGCUGAUGGAGAACAUCCAUGGGGGAACAAGCAGUGGGUAUGAGAGCAUGAUGCGGGAUAGUGAAGCUACUGGAUCUUCAUCCGGACAUGAUGACAGUAGCAGUGUGUCUUCUGCAGAGCAAAAGAAAGGAUCAAAACAAAAAGGAAAGAGAAGCAGAUCGGCUCCAGCCAACUCCCAGGAGAGCUCUACAGUUUCUAGUCAACCAAGUCAGGCUGGGAGCAAAUCUGCAGGACAUAAUCAUCAGAUCUGGGUAGAUACCAGGCAUUUGCAUAAAGUCAAAGAUGAGCCCUUGGAGCUGAAGAGAUACGAUCCCGAUGAGGUUGAGAGACUUGGAAGAAGACGGGCUGAGGAUGAGGUGAGUAAACAAAAGAGUAACACAAAAGUUGAGGAGGACAAAAGGGAACUCUCAUCUUCUCACGACAGAAUAGAGUUGGAACAAAAUAGCUGGUCAUUUGAUUGCAGGUUGUUCUUGUGCUUUUCUUGUAAAUCCCAACAAAGAGGAACAGAUGUUUAG
Candidula unifasciata is the source of this 3695-nucleotide messenger RNA. The record is from the annotation of a GenBank genome assembly. NCBI's taxonomy places the organism in Eukaryota, Metazoa, Mollusca, Gastropoda, Stylommatophora, Geomitridae.